This is a messenger RNA of Anguilla rostrata (American eel), 812 nucleotides long. RefSeq names its product insulin-like 3 (Leydig cell) (gene insl3). Bases 65 to 577 code for a protein of 170 amino acids. Gene Ontology annotation, molecular function: G protein-coupled receptor binding; hormone activity. The transcript has 2 exons. Gene Ontology annotation, cellular component: extracellular region. The record is from RefSeq and is a predicted model, not a curated record. NCBI's taxonomy places the organism in Eukaryota, Metazoa, Chordata, Actinopteri, Anguilliformes, Anguillidae. Gene Ontology annotation, biological process: adenylate cyclase-inhibiting G protein-coupled receptor signaling pathway.
UUCUGUCAUCCUGAAGUCCAGAACAUUCUGUGGCGAAGGCCAGCGGGGUCCCCUGGCCCAUCCCAUGGCUUCACCCCAGCAGUACUUAAGGCCCCAGGACGUCCCAGCAGCCACUCCUCAGCUGCGUCUUCGCUCUGCUCAUCGCCCAGGAAACCUGCUGUCUCUGUAUCUCCCCCUCAUCCUGCCCUGGGACGCUGCCAUGGCUGCCUGGCGGACUGUGUUAGUGUGUGUGCUGCUCGCAGUGAGCCUGCAGGGGGCGCACUGCCAGGAUGUGCGGGUGAAACUCUGUGGGCGCGAGUUCAUCCGCAUGGUGGUCACUUCCUGUGGGAGCUCUCGCCUAAGGCGCUCCGCUGCAGAGAUUGGCCAUCCCCAUGGCAACCAGUCCUACCCUGAUGCCAACGGCCAGGUCCCUCUUCAGGGGGAUCACCCACCCAUUGAUGAUCCCACCGGCCCGAGGGCAAAGGUCACAGGAGGUCCUCCCGCCAUUGAGUUGUGGCGAAGCCGCCGCAGUGCAGGCCCUGCUGGGGUGUGCUGCAGAUCAGGCUGUACAUUGAGCGAGCUGGUGCAGUACUGCUGAACCUGGGACAAAACGUCCCUCUCUGUACACCCUUGCCCACUCAUGCCCCACGGGCCUCUGAUUUCCCCCUGUCCCGAUUUCUCCCUGCCCCCGCCAUAUCCCCAUACCCCCAAACCCCCACUCGUAUGCAGCAAUGGGUUUAUUUUUCAUUUUUGUUUGUUUUUAUAUUUAUUAUCUGUUUGUCAUCCUGUGCCUGCUGAAUUCAUGAUAAUGUGACUGUUGAAAAAGCUAAAAA